AGGGAGGGCUGCCGUGCAGUAGGAACUGUGCAGACACACACACACACGGGGAUCCAGGGACGGCAGCCCCUUGCACUGGGAUCUAGAGCCACAGCGCGAAAAAGAGAGUUGAAGGAAAACCCUCAUCUAACGCAACACAAUGGCAGACAAAAUUAAAGAUGCUAAGAUCAUCUUUGUUGUUGGUGGGCCUGGCUCCGGAAAGGGCACCCAGUGUGAGAAGAUAGUCGCAAAGUAUGGCUACACCCACCUGUCCUCUGGGGAUCUGCUCCGUGCUGAGGUGGCUUCUGGCUCUGAGAGGGGCAAGCAGCUCCAGGCCAUCAUGCAGAAGGGAGAGCUUGUGCCCCUGGACACAGUCUUAGACAUGAUUAAGGAUGCCAUGAUCGCCAAGGCUGAUGUCUCCAAGGGCUACCUUAUUGAUGGCUACCCCCGUGAGGUGAAGCAGGGCGAGGAGUUCGAGAAGAAGAUCGGCAAACCCUGCAUGUUGCUGUACGUUGAUGCCAAAGGAGACACCAUGGUCAAGAGGCUUAUGAAGCGCGGUGAGACCAGCGGCCGUUCUGAUGACAACGAGGAGACCAUCAAGAAGCGCCUGGACUUGUAUUACAAAGCAACUGAGCCAGUCAUCGCCUUUUAUGAGGGCCGUGGCAUUGUCAGGAAGGUCGACUCUGAGCUGGCAGUGGAUGAGGUCUUCUCCCAAGUCUCCAAGGCUAUUGAUGCACUGUAGUAAAACAACAUAACUAGA
Messenger RNA from Epinephelus moara (kelp grouper), 739 nucleotides. RefSeq names its product adenylate kinase 1 (gene ak1). Gene Ontology annotation, biological process: ATP metabolic process; nucleoside triphosphate biosynthetic process. Gene Ontology annotation, cellular component: cytosol; cytoplasm. Gene Ontology annotation, molecular function: AMP kinase activity; ATP binding; nucleoside diphosphate kinase activity. Bases 140 to 721 code for a protein of 193 amino acids. Lineage: Eukaryota; Metazoa; Chordata; Actinopteri; Perciformes; Serranidae. The transcript has 7 exons. The record is from RefSeq and is a predicted model, not a curated record.